Colletotrichum godetiae is the source of this 1050-nucleotide messenger RNA. RefSeq names its product ABC transporter. Gene Ontology annotation, biological process: thiamine transport. Gene Ontology annotation, cellular component: outer membrane-bounded periplasmic space. The transcript has 2 exons. The coding region runs from base 1 to 1050 and encodes 349 amino acids. Lineage: Eukaryota; Fungi; Ascomycota; Sordariomycetes; Glomerellales; Glomerellaceae. Gene Ontology annotation, molecular function: thiamine binding; thiamine pyrophosphate binding. The record is from RefSeq and is a predicted model, not a curated record.
AUGGCCGCAUCAUACGACACAACCUUCGGCUUCAACGGCGCCCCUAUAAUCGAAAACCGAACCCUCGACGAGAUCCACCAAGCCGCCCUCGACGAGGGCGGCAUCGUCACAGUCUGGCACGGGGGGGACGAGACCAACCAACAAGAUGGCCUCAAAAGGGCCUUUGAGGACCGGUUCCCCGGCAUGACCCUCAACAUCACCGUCGACGUCUCCAAAUUCCACGACGGCAACAUCGACCGCCAGCUCGCCCUCGGCGCGGGCGCGCUGUACGUCGACACGGCGAUCCUGCAGACCCUGCACGAUUACCCCCGCUGGGACCUCGAGGGCGCGCUGUUACACUACCAGCCUGUCCAUUUCGAAAAGGUUCAUCCUGCGUUCCGGGAUGUUCGCGGGGCGUGGCACGGGGUUUCGAUUUUUGCGUGGACGUUUAUUUGGAAUACGGACCGGGAGGAGGAUGGGCCUAGGGAGUUUGCGGAUUUCCUGGAGCCCAGGUUUAAGGAUAAGCUUGUUCUUACGUACCCCAACGACGACGAUGCGGUGCUGUACGCGUUUGACCUGAUCAUGCAACAAUUCGGCUACGAAUGGUUCGAAAAGCUCCUCGCGCAGAACCCCCGCUGGGUCCGCGGCACUGGCAUGCCCGUUACCCUCCUCACCUCGCCGAACACCACACUCUCCGCCACCUUCACCGCGGACAUCGGCCUCGUCCCCACGGCGCCGCUGAAUCUCUCGAUCCCAACCCAAGAGGGCAGCUUUGUGACGUGGGCGCAGAGGGCGGCCAUCUUUAAGGAUGCGCCGCACCCGGAGGGCGCCAAGCUGCUUCACAACUUUAUGCUGAGCGACGAGUACCAGUUGACGACGGGGUCGUGGAGCGUGCGGAAGGAUGUCGCGCCGCCGGCUGGGUAUCCUGGGCUUAUGGAUAUCAAGUCGACUAAUCCGGUUGAUUUUGAGAGGUUUAUGGGGAACCGGGUGCGUGUGGAGCAGUUGAAGUUGUUUUUUGAGGAUAAACUUGGGACUGCGCAGGGGUUGAGUCCUCUGAUUGAUGAAUUGUGA